GUCAACAGGCGGCUCGCUGAGCGCACGCGCCCGCGGGACACAGCCACCACCACCACCGACCUUCCCGACGCGAGACCCGGACUUUUCUAACGCGCUCGCCCUCCUUCACUUUCCGCUUGGGAUGUAACUGAAGUGCGCGCGGACGGAGCUGUUUCCCAACUUUCAUCUCAGUUCAAGACGAUGGCGGAAGCGGCGCAGCAGCAACACCUGGUGGAGAUCGACCCGGAUUUCGAGCCUCUCUCGCGACCGCGCUCCUGCACUUGGCCCCUGCCGCGGCCGGAGUUCAGCAACCCGGGGGACUCCAACACCUCCUCGCCGGUGCCGUCCGUCAAGCAGGAGCCGUCCACCGGCAACGUCGACUACAUCAGCAGCCUCAGCCUGCUGGAGGAGAACGAGGACUUCCCGGAGGAGAAGCCGCUGAUCCUGUGCGGGGACUUCCAGUGCCGGGAUGAGUGCGUCCACCAGCGGGCUCCGCAGCGGCCGCCGCUCCAGCAGCAGCAGCAGCAGCAUCACCCGCAGCCGCCGCCGCCGCCGCAACAGCAGCAGCAGGUGCCGCUGCUCUCCUCCCCGGUGGGCUCGGCGGCUGCCGCCCAGAGGAAGAGCAGCUCCUCCCGCAGGAACGCCUGGGGGAACAUGUCCUACGCGGACCUCAUCACCAAAGCGAUCGAAAGCUCCCCGGAGAACCGCUUAACACUGUCUCAGAUUUACGACUGGAUGGUGAAGAGCGUCCCCUACUUUAAGGACAAAGGAGACAGCAACAGCUCCGCGGGCUGGAAGAACUCGAUCCGACACAACUUGUCGCUGCACAGCCGGUUCGUCCGGGUCCAGAACGAGGGGACCGGCAAGAGCUCCUGGUGGAUGCUGAACCCGGAGGGUGGCAAGAGCGGGAAGUCUCCACGCCGCCGAGCCGCGUCCAUGGACAACAACAGCAAGUUCGCCAAGAGCAGAGGACGAGCCGCCAAGAAGAAGCUGUCCCUGCAGGGGGGACCUGACGGGGGCGCCGACAGUCCCGGCUCGUACUCCAAGUGGCCCGGCAGCCCCAACUCCCACAGCAACGAUGACUUUGACACCUGGAGCAGGCCUCGCGCCGGCUCCAACGCCAGCACCUUGAGCGGCCGGCUGUCGCCCUUCAUGCCCGAGGACGACCUUGGAGAAGCGGAGGUGCACAUGGGUUACCCUGGAGCGCCCGGCUCCAAGAUGACCGCUACCCUACCGAGCCUUACGGAAAUGACCAGCUCUUUGGGACACAGCUCGGAGAACGUCAUGGAGAACCUUCUGGACAACCUGAACUUACUCUCGCCUAACAACUCCCAGGUGGGCGGAGGGGCCACGACUCCCGGCUCCUCCCAGUCGUCCCCUUCUUCCAUGAUGCAGCCGAGCCCAGGGUACCCGCCCUACAGCUCCCCGAGUAUGGUCCCGCAGCCUCAACAAGAAUACCGCAAGUGCGUCUACGGGCAGGCGGGAAUGAACGCCUUGGCGUCAAUGCCGCUGCAGACGCUGCCGGAGAGCAAACCGGCUUACGGACCCGGCAUGAAUCAGUACAGCUGCCCCGCCGCGCUCCUGAAGGAGCUGCUGACGUCAGACACGGACCAGCACCCCGAGCUCAUGCCACCGGUGGAUUCCGUAGUUUCUCAGACGGGCUGCAUGCUGCCGCCGUACAGCCGAGGCCAGCAUCCCGCCAAACUCAUGGCCGGAGGUAACGGUCACCCCCACAGCCUCGCCCACAGUCACCCCCACAGCGUGCACCCUCAAGGCUUGUCCCACCCUCCGGCGAUGAACGGCCGCCUGCUGAUGUCCCUAAACCACAGCGGGGUGCCGCCGCGUCUGCCUGGGACCAAAAACCCCAUGCAGAUGCCCUACGGCCUCUCGAACCACCUCGGUGGAGGAAUGUCCAGCAACUACUGCCCGCUCAACACCAACGGCUACGGAAGACCCGGCCCGCCGCCAGCCUCUCACCCGGAGAAGCUCCCCAGCGACCUGGACGACAUGUCCAUCGAGAAGUUCGAGUUCGACAUGGAGACGGUCCUCCAUGACACGCUGAUGGACGGGGACUCACUGGACUUCAACUUUGACCCCACAGUGGCCCAGCAGGGGUUCCCCCACGGGGUCAAGACCACCACACACAGCUGGGUGUCCGGGUAGAGACUGUAAAUAUGUGUUUUUUUCCUUUGGUUGCUUAAAAAUCAUAAGUUAUUUGAAGAUGCCUAAAUCGUCAACGUUCAGACCCUGGACCGUCAACAUUUCUUUUCGAAAGUACUUUUUGGACAAAGGAUUGAAUUUUAUAAACGGAUUUAUUUUAUAUUGUCGUUUACUUCUCCACAAGUGCCAAACAGUUCUGCCUUAACUGGAGCCGUCUCAGGCUGCACCCACACUGCCUGGUUGUGCUACGUGUUAGCGUCGGAGGCUGACUGGAAAUCUGCUCUGCUUUCACCAGCAGGAGCUUUCAUCUGUUAAAAUAGAAUAAAAUCAAAUACUUUAGCUUAGCAUUAUGAUCACGCCAGUGGCAGUCAUCUUGUUUAUAUACAUAUAAGAUACUGUUUAGAAUAUCUGCAUUACAGAUUUCCCGAUGAUUUACUAAAAACUUUCCAGAUCAAUUUUGAACGUAUGAUGCAAUAAAGGGCUGGACAUCCUUAUAUGGCCAUAGAUUUGCCAUGAAGCAGCGUUAAUUUCUCACAGCAAUGUCUCUCACCUGCUUCUGCACCGUCGCAGAAGCUAGCUUCCCGUCCGCCAAAGCUAACCUGUGCUUCGUAGCUCAGUACAGGCAGUCACCGACCUGUUUGGCUCUAGGUCCAGUCGUGAAUCGAUUUGGUUGGCUGCCUUCAAGUUACCGCCAGCAUGUUACGGGGUUUACACUGCUAGCGCAUUAGCUGCUGUUGUUAGCGUCGCUGGCAUGAGUGUGGUCAGGGGUGGUCAUGAGAUGGGUCCUUAGUUGAAGAGGCUGUAAAUCAAAGGCCGUCUCUUUCCAGAUUUAAUCUGGAUGUCAGAAGUAAGUUAGAGUUUGUGAAGCCUUUCCUAAUGGACCUUUCAUGGACGCCACAAGUCGCUUCGGAUUCUCCGAACUGCGGCGUCAGAAUCUCCUAUCACACGGAGAGCUCAGAUUUCCGUGUCCGAACUGUUUGUCGUGGUCAUUUCCAGAGCAGCACGAGUGUGGAUGCAGCCUGAUGAAAGAUAUGGCAACGACAGAAAUGCCCAGCUGUUUUUUUUUCUGCGAUCGGAAUCACAAUUGUUCCAAUUAUGAGGCUGAUCCAGUCAGCGGGCGCCAGGCGACUGACCCUCCCGGGGAGGGAGGCGACCUCAUGCCACCCGUCUGAUCAUCACGUCUGCUGGUGUCGUUUUGCUUUCCAAGACUUCAUGUUUACACAGCGAAGGCGGCCGAACCAUCAGGCUGCAAAACACCGCCAGCUUUCCUCCUGUACAUACGAAUGUAAAUGACUUAAAUUAUGUAGUUGGUGUCGACUAGUUUAGCUUCUGUUGCAGAGGUAAAUUAUUUGUGGUCACUCUGAACCUUAAUGAAAACCACCGAGGCCUGACUCCUGUCAGUCGUGAAGGAUUUUUACCUGUAAAUGUGUCGAGUUUGUUUCAUUCCGUCGCUUCUGUGAACUCGUAAGAGGCAAGUGUCCCAGUCUCACUUCCUUUUCUGUCUCAAGUGCGUUUGGGUUCCCCCUCACCGGCCCUCAGGGGGCGCCGAGGAUUCGGCUCGUCCAGUCAACGCGCGUGUUCCACUCAGGGUAACGCUGUUUUACUGGUUUAUUCGGGCAUAUAAUAAAGACCGUUUUUAGUUUCACUUUCAUUCAAAACUUGUAUUCUAACAAGCUAAUGAACACAAACCUGAUAAUAAUGAAAAUUGACUGACGCCUUCUUUGACCCAACUCUCCCUUUACAUUGUUUACACGCCGAAAAAUGGCCGCCGAGUGUUUGGUUCCUUGCCGAGCUUGUAUAUUCGCUUCUCCGAACUUAAAUUUACGGUGUGUUGAAACUACCUAGUUAAGAUCCCAACACCACGUUUGAUUCGCAGCUAAAGAACAGGGAAUGUAUGAAGUGUAAAUAGUUAAUAUUGAAGAUAAAAUAUUGUCGGACAUGACUUCAAGAUCAUGUCGCGACUUCAGAGAACUAUUAUAUUCAAGUCAAAUAAAUAUAUUUGUAUCUCAAAAGCUCCCUAUAUGGUUGCUGUUGUAACAAGUCUUGUUGUUGGAUCUGUUUUUCAACGACACUCCCGUUAGCUUCCGCGUCGCUACAUAGUUAGCUCUCGGUCUCGUCCGCUGUUUGCUUAUCCACUUCAGUGGCUCAAAAUAAAUGUGAAUGAAGCCUGAAAACGUUUUACAAACUGGUCUUGACUGACAUCAAGAUUCAUAGUCGCGAUUCGCUGUAGAGCUUGAGGCUUUGUUUACGUCAUGUUUCGCUCGCCUGCAUUCUUCUUUUGUAAUUCCCUCCAAAAAAGAUGUAGUUUUGCUCCCUACUCAACUUUUCUCAACAGGAUUGUCAUAUUAAAUUUUUAGUACCAUAAAACUAAAGAUUAUAUGGAAUUAAUUUAGUAACAAAACUAGCCGCACAAUGACAUGAUUCUUUUUAAAAAUCAAUGUAUUUUAUUAUCAGUUUUUACAUUUUUAUAUGAAUAUUUAUGAAACAGCUAAAUAUUUCGGCGAAUUUGUUUUGAUUUAAAGUAUUUUUCUUCUCUGAAUAAUUCCACUUGUUUUUUUUAUUCAUAUUUUCAUUGACAGAGAGUCAGUUUGCAGCAGGUAUUAUUUUUAUAAUUUAAAUAUUUGGUUUCAUUUUUUAUAUAUAUAUAUAAAAGACAGUUGAAGCCAAAAAACACGAAAAAGAUUUCUCAACGUUCUGAAACGUGCGAGCCACGAGUCGUCAGAUGAAUAACGUUUUAUUGACAUUUCAAACUGCUUUCAGGCAGAAGCUGCUGGCUCUCACGCCGCCCCAGAGUCAAACUGAAUCAGAGAUGUUUUCAUGUAGAAAUUUUCUGAAUUAUAUCAGUAUAUAUAUGUAUGAAUGAAUAUAUAUAUAUAUAUAUCUAUGUGGACGUGCCGGUCACUCGAGUCAGGUGAGUUCAUGCGAGUCUCAGAAAUUCUAUCAGAUGAAUCUAUGCAUCUCGAAUUGGAUGUGUGCUCAGAUGUUUUAUUGUAACAUAGCGCUGUGAGAUUCUAUGGUGUAGAGACGCAGUGAUCCAUAUGCUUUUGUAUACUGACAACCUUUGUGUAUUUAGGUGAGUAGAUGGCACCGAUUUAAAAAUAAAAAUUAACCGUGACCUAUUCUGACAGAGUCGGGGGGGGGCGAGGUGUGUCCCCCCAGUUUUUGGACCAAUUCCUCUUUUUUUUUUUUUUUUGUAAUUUUGGAUCAGAAACAUGUUGCACUUUUAUAUUUUCUAAUAAAGUGCUUUUUCUGGGAAAGCCGAGGAAGAGCUCCCGUAUAUUUUAGAGAUAAAGAUUCUGUUACAUUUAACUUAUAUUCCCAGAUUGUGGCGUGUACUUUGCAAUCAAACAUGUAACUUGUUCCUUAUUAAUGUAUUAAGAGAUGAAUAAAUGUACUUAUGUGUCAGAGAUGCUUCGUCCUCCCUU
This is a messenger RNA of Synchiropus splendidus (mandarinfish), 5564 nucleotides long. It is a transcript of the gene foxo1a, whose product is annotated as forkhead box O1 a. Bases 181 to 2142 code for a protein of 653 amino acids. Gene Ontology annotation, molecular function: RNA polymerase II cis-regulatory region sequence-specific DNA binding; DNA-binding transcription factor activity, RNA polymerase II-specific. The record is from RefSeq and is a predicted model, not a curated record. Gene Ontology annotation, cellular component: nucleus. Gene Ontology annotation, biological process: regulation of transcription by RNA polymerase II. The transcript is spliced from 3 exons. Lineage: Eukaryota; Metazoa; Chordata; Actinopteri; Syngnathiformes; Callionymidae.